Molecule: messenger RNA, 1705 nt
Organism: Rana temporaria (common frog)
Lineage: Eukaryota; Metazoa; Chordata; Amphibia; Anura; Ranidae
Product: vomeronasal type-2 receptor 26-like
Exons: 1
Coding region: 1-993 (330 amino acids)
Biological process (GO): G protein-coupled receptor signaling pathway
Cellular component (GO): membrane
Molecular function (GO): G protein-coupled receptor activity
Source: RefSeq, a predicted model, not a curated record
AUGAAAAUCCCAUUGCUAGCAGUGAGACAACACAAGAUAAGUUGUUUUCUCACAAUCUCUGACCCCAAUGCUCAUUGUGUUUGUAUUGUUCUUCCUGCAGACAGUGAAAACUGCAUGAAAUGUCCUGAUGAUGAAUGGCCAAAUGAGAAGAAGGAUCGGUGUGUUCCAAGAGUGGUGGAAUUUCUCUCCUACACUGAUGAUCCCAUUGUUGGAGUAUUUUCAGCUGUCUCCAUCCUCUGUUGUCUUCUGACUGGUUUAAUAUUGGGGAUAUUUAUACAAUACCAGGACACCCCCAUUGUUAAAGCCAAUAACCGGGACCUGAGCUAUCUUCUCCUGGUCUCCAUCAUGCUGAGCUUCCUCUGUGUCUUCUUGUUCCUCGGCCAUCCAGUAGAUGUGACCUGCAUGCUGCGUGUCACCUCUUUUGGUGUCAUCUUCUCAGUUGCCGUCUCUUCUCUACUUGCCAAAAGUAUCAUGGUGUGUAUUGCUUUUAAAGCCACCAAACCUGGGAGUCCCUGGAGGAAAUGGAUGGGAGCCAAACUGCCCAAUUUUAUUAUUUGUGUCUUCUCAUUGGUCCAAGUCAUAAUCUGUUUCACUUGGUUGUCUAUUUCUCCCCCCUUCCAGGAUCGGGACACUCACUCUUAUCAGGGGAAGAUCAUCCUUCAGUGUAAUGAGGGUUCAGUUAUCGGCUUCUACUCUGUCCUGGGAUAUAUGGGGCUUCUGGCAGCUGUGAGCUUCAUUAUCGCUUUUUUAGCCAGGACAUUACCGGACAGUUUUAAUGAGGCCAAGUACAUCACCUUCAGCAUGCUGGUGUUCUGCAGUGUCUGGAUUGCCAUGAUCCCGGCCUAUCUGAGCACCAGAGGGAAAUACAUGGUGGCUGUGGAGGUUUUUGCUAUAAUAGCAUCAAGUUCUGGACUUCUUGGCUGUAUAUUUUUCCCAAAAUGUUACAUAAUUCUGUUCAGACCUGAUCUGAAUACAAAAAUAGCAAUCCACUAAUAUGUAUGGAGGAACACUGGGUUACCAGUAGUUAUAGCAUUAUCUCUAUUGUUGCAUAUAAUGAGUUUUAUUUUGAAAUAAAAGAAAAGAGUCAGAGUACAGAAUACAACCAGGGUACAUGAGUACCGCACACAGACACAUAGUCAAAACCUGACAAUACGUACUCUGAAAAUAAGCAACUUUUUAUCUUAUAACAAAAGAUAGCACAGGGCACAUCACACCUAGGAUAUUGCCUGCUACUAACUAAUACUAAGAAGAAAAUUAGAGAGAAGGCAAAGAGAGAAAAAAGAGGAAAAAAAAUGGAAAAAAGAGAAAUAUGUAUUGAGAAUGAACACUGCUAUACUGUAUAUGAAUAUUUCAUACUUACCUCUCUGGUGGACGGUGAGUUACAUUUUUGCUCUGGACACUGCUGGCAUCGGACACUUUGGGUUUGUUGGAAAGCUUGUCCCCUGCUGGGUGUAGUAGUUCCUCCCACCAGCCGUUCCAUUAAUACAGAACAAUGUAGUCACUUAGUGAGGAGGAACCACAGUGACCAGAGGAGGACAAAAUAUCCAAAAUAUCCUAAAUUGUCCGAUACCAGAGACACCCAUCACUCUUCCAGAGAGGGAAGAUUUCACUCACCACCUUCCCGGAAGAUAAAUAUCAAACAUGUUCUUUUGUAAGCUGAUGGUAAUGUCAUUUUUUUAUUAUGUCACUUUUAUUAUUUUAUAUG